AAAAAAAAAAAAAUUACUGACCCAAAACUUUUAAACAUUAGAGUAGAUUACUAUGCAUUCAUGAAAAUCAUUUUGUCAGUGUGUCCUCUGGGAAUCAAACCCAAGACUUUGGCAUCAUCUUGAGCAAAAACCACCAAGAUCCACAGUCACAUGACGUUGUACAAACCAUUUCAAACAUUCAUAUACAGACAUUUGCAAGAUGAUAUUUGUGGCAUCAUUUUUGAAUUCCUACAUGUUUACAUUUCUCUACACAUUUCUUUAUAAUUAACUGUCUGAAAGACUCCAGAACACAUCCAAAGACAUCCAUUUUACAUAUAAUGUGAAUACCAUUAUUCAUGCAAUCCACAACAUAAAAAGUGAUCUUCCUCUAAUGCAGGUGUAUCUGUAUGUGUUCAGAGUGUCUGUCAUCAUUAACUAACUGCUCUCUGACCUUCUGCUUCACACAAAGGCAUCUUGCCAUCCAUAUUCCUCUUCUUUAUUUGUUAGUGCCGCUGCUGCUCUUUUGUUCCAUUCAGGCUUUUGUUACUGUCAGGACCCUCUACAUUUGCAGCUAAUUAAGUCAAGGCCUUGUCACACUCAUUCUGUUGGCAUUCGCUAACGAAGCUUGUCUGCCCUUCCAUAAUAGUCUUAACAAAACUCACUUUACAAUUCCUUGGAUACAAGCAAUCCUAGUUACACGCUAAUGACAAAAUGCUAACAACCCUAGCAAUUCUUUAUUGUGUCAUAAUCCAGCUUCAAAUGAGAAUGAGAAUAAUUAACUUCAGAGGAUGGAGCAGUGGGUGGCAUGUCUCUAUAAAAACACUGGUCCCAACUCAGAGAGCUAAAGGACCAUCGACUUUAAACAUCAAGUCCAUCAGAUACCCGACAUUUGUCUACAACAAGACUCAUGGACUGCACAGCCAAGAGAGUUCAGCUGCUCCUUUUCAUGGCGCUGUUGGCACACCUGGCGCGAGACGCUGAGGGCGUGGCCGCCUGCUGCACGAGCUCCUCUAGAUCCUGCAAAAUGUACGAGUUUCUGUGUCGCGCGGGACGCCGAAACGAUACUUCCGUGGCCAGGCAUUUCGGUCGCUUUAAUAACGACGCUGCUGUCGGGAUUCUGACACUUGGCAAACGUAAAGUGGGCGAGAGACGCGUCGAAGACCGCCUGCAGCAGCUCCUGCACGGCUCACGGAAUCAAGCAGCGGGAAUCCUGACUAUGGGAAAGAGAUUCGAGGAUGGCGGGCACCUGCCGCUCGUGCACGAGGGAGGGACAGGGAGCGAGAGCGCGCCCGUGAGACUCGGACUGGAGCGUCCGAUGAAAUAUCUGAUGCCCACGGUACUAGAAGAUUUGAACGCUUAUGAAAAACGAUGACACUUGUCGCUUUUUAAAAACCACAGUAGAGCUGUUCAUUCGUGACUGCAGUUGCCAAAACUGAAACGAGUAUUUUGAAAUAGCGUUUUUGAUUUAAGUAAAAACUGUUUGUGGUUAUCAUUACUUGAAGAGACUUUAACGUUUUUUUUUUUUUUUUUUUUAAAUAUAAAUCACAUGUAGUCAUACCUCAGAUGUUAUUUGUGUGUGUCUUUUAUAAACGAUUGUACAUAAUUUUACGUAAAUACUGUUCAUUUCAAAAACCCAUUAAAACAACUGAGGGAAUUUUCCCCUUUAAAAUUCUCCUGAGGCUUUCUCAAACAUGAUAAAUCCUUUCUGUAGUUAACAGUUAGGCCUCCUGUCAUAG
Megalobrama amblycephala (Wuchang bream) is the source of this 1715-nucleotide messenger RNA. It is a transcript of the gene hcrt, whose product is annotated as hypocretin (orexin) neuropeptide precursor. The transcript has 2 exons. The coding region runs from base 887 to 1351 and encodes 154 amino acids. Gene Ontology annotation, biological process: neuropeptide signaling pathway; feeding behavior. NCBI's taxonomy places the organism in Eukaryota, Metazoa, Chordata, Actinopteri, Cypriniformes, Xenocyprididae. The record is from RefSeq and is a predicted model, not a curated record.